GUCUUGCUGUGUGGCGGCGGCGCGGGGCGGCGGGUGCCGGGGUGCAGGUGAGUAAUGCGGGUGGACACCGGGAGCGGGACGGUGGUUCGGGACAUGGUAACUCGCGUAUAAGGGAAGUGCCGCCGAACCGAGCCUGGGAAGGGAGGGGGGAAGCAUUCGCGCGGAACUUUGAGAAUCAACUCUUGCGUUUGGGGGUGCGGCACUGGUGUUUUAGGAAGCGCGCCCCGUGCUCUCGGCUACAGUGCCCAUCGGUGUCGCUCAGCGAGCUGGGAAACGUGGGUUCCUCUCUGCCGAAAGACUGGCAGCGCUCCAGGGAUGCUGUGUGCCGUCUUUGGCGAAAUAAAAGUGAGGGAGGGGAAAAGAUACCUCUUAAAGCAUCUUUGAUAAAGUUGGAGUAGUGCUGGCAGUCCUGACAGAAGGAAGCGUCUUCAAUCUGGAAACAAAGUGCUUGCUCCGUUGCCUGUGGUAGAGACUUGCUCGUAUUUUGCCUGGUGAGUUUUUCUUGGGAUCUUUCAGAAAGCAGGAUUGACUGUAUUAAAACUUCUCUUUCCCCAGAGGGAGAAACUAAUGUAAAUUCAGGUGACCAUGCAGAAUGCAGUUCAGGUGUGGUUUGGAGAUGACCUUCCCUUAAGUCCUCGAAGUCCUCUGACUCCCAGACACGGCCCGGGUCUGGCAGAUGUGUGCCUGUAUGACCAGUGGAUAUCUGUGCGGCAUGAAGCAACUUUGGUGCCUAUGCAAGAAGACCUGUCAAUCUGGCUGUCUGGCUUGCUAGGAAUAGAAGUCACAGCAGAGCAACUCCUGGAAGAACUUGAUAAUGGAGUACUACUCUGCCAAUUGAUUGGUGUUCUUCAAAACACAAUUAAAAAAUCAUGUAGCUCAAAUAAUUUAAGGAAUUUUCCAAUGAGAAAAGUUCCAUGUAAGAAGGAUGCUCCAUCAGGAUCUUUUUUUGCCAGAGAUAACACCGCCAACUUUCUUAACUGGUGUAGGGCCAUUGGAGUUGAUGAGACUUACCUCUUUGAAUCUGAAGGUUUAGUUUUGCACAAGGAUCCAAGACAAGUGUAUCUUUGUUUGUUGGAAAUUGGACGCAUAGUAUCCAGAUAUGGAGUUGAACCUCCUGUACUAGUAAAACUGGAGAAGGAAAUUGAGCUAGAAGAAACACUGCUACAGACCUCUGGACCAGCAUCACCUGUUAGCACAGCAAAGUCAUGUUGUCACCAUGGGGAGCUACACGAGGCAGUUAAACACAUAGCAGAAGAUCCACCCUGCAGCUGCUCCCACCGAUUUUCAAUUGAAUACUUAUCUGAGGGACGUUACAGACUGGGAGAUAAAAUACUAUUCAUACGAAUGCUACAUGGCAAACACGUGAUGGUACGUGUUGGUGGAGGCUGGGACACUCUUCAAGGUUUUCUGCUUAAAUAUGAUCCCUGCCGAGUGCUUCAGUUUGCAACUCUGGAGCAAAAAAUCCUGGCAUUUCAGAAGGGGGUCACCAGUGACAAUGUCUCCAACUCACCAGCCAGAAUUCAAGAACCUCCUGUCAUGAACCCAAUGUCAGCAGUCAAUAUGUUUCAAAAGCAGCCAUCAAACCCCCCUACUACUGUUCCAUCCCUAAAGGCUGUCCAUGGGGCCACAGCUAAGAAACCCUUAUCUAAACGUCCUCAGUCCCCUGCCCUGACAUCACCAAAGGUGCCAGUGCACCCGUCCUCCUCUGCCAAGUUGCUGUCAGCCAGACCCAAACUAACAGACGCUCAGACUCCUUUCAAACCAUUGAUGGGCACCUCUAAGAAACUGGAGUCUCCUGUGCACCACUUGCCAGCUCCUGCUCCUUCACUGCCUGCAAGCAAGAGUUCUUCACCUACAAGAUCAAGAACCGCUCUUGUUCACUCUGAAACAUUACGCAAACGUAUUCGGUCCCCUGAUGCUCCAAAGGUGAGAUUUGCCCCAGCCCAAGGCUCCCCAUCAACAGGGAUGCAUUCUGCACUCUCAGCAUCUAAGAAACAGAUGUCUCAAUUGCCUGCAACAGCUGAAACAUUGGCUUCGAAACAGAAGUGUGUCCCCUCUAAAUGUAAGCCUGUAUCUGUCACUAAAACCAAAGUAAAUCCUGUUGCUCCGAGGCCAGUCCGGCCACCUGUUACCAAUCUGCGUGCUGUUGCCAAGUUUGCACAUUCUCAGCAGCUCUAUGUGAAAUCUCCUGAAAAUACUACUCAGGCAUCAGGAACUGGGUCUCAGCAUCCUCGGAAAGCUCCACAAACAGCUUCUGACCUGGCAAGGAACCUGAAGACUGCUUCAGUCCUAAAACACUCAGCUUCUGUACCUUCCCUAGCAGUUAGUAAAGCACUGAAAUCACCACCUGUGCUGGGAUCUGCAAGCAAAAAUGUAACAGCAUCUGUCAAUAAGACACCAACUACAGAGCAUCUACAUACCCAAAAUAUCAAUAAGCCACCUGCAAUUGGACCCUCCUCAUCCAAACCUCCUGAACGCACUCCGCUCUCUGUUGUGAGGCUUCCUCAAACUUCAGCCAAAGUGGCAGCAACCAAAAAAACAGAGCAGUCCUCCACAAAAAGUCAGCCCUCAAACAGAGACUUGCAAGCCACUGGAAAUUUGGUCCCAGCAGCCAAGAAACCUUUCUCUAAAGGAAAAUCAGCAACAGCUUGUAACAAAGGAGCACCUAGUGCAUCAAAAGGGCCUCUUCUGAAGAGCAAGCAAGAUGAUCACUAUUUUGUUAUGACAGGGAGCAAAAAGCCCAGAAAGUAAAAUUAUCUGUUGCCUUCUGUGGAAGUCCCAUUACCAUUCAAAUAUGCCUAUGAAAAUAUCUACACUAAAGGGAAAAACAAGUUAUCUAACACUACAUGUGCCAUGCCAAAUGUUAGGCGUAAUUCAUUUUGCUGCUUAACUUAGAGUAAUAACUGUAUUUAUUUUGCAGUUUUAAAACUUCUUUUUAGAUAUAUUUAGACGUAAGCUUGCUUGCACUGUGGAAUAGAGGAUACCCCUGUUUGCUGCUAGCCUGACCUGCUGUGGGGAAAGGCAGGAGAGAGGAAAGGGAGCUGGGACUGCUGCUGCUGUUUGUUUUCCAGGGAGUUAAGCUGUUCAAGAAACGUUUAUCCAGGGCAGAGCCUGAGCAAUUCUGGUUGCUCUAGGCACAUCUGCAUCAAGGCCUGUGCCAUGCAAUAGAGCAGUGCAUACGCUAUAAAGUUUCUAAUACCUCAAACUUCUUGUGUUUUUUUUGGUUUUGUGGGUUUUUUUAAGUUUGUUAGUGUUCUAGAACCCAAAUCCAGGUCACCUGUGUGUAUUAGACAUGUUGGAAGACUUUUUUUUUUUUUAACUCAUUGGGUGGUGAGGCACUGGUACAGGCUGCCCAGAGAGCUGUGGGUGCCCCAUCCCUGGAGGUUCAAGGCUGGAUUGGAUGGGGCCCUCAGCAGCCUGAGCGUGUGGGGGGCAGCCCUGCCCACGGCACAGGGUGGGACUGGGUGGGCUUUAUGUCCCUUCCAACCGAAGCCAUUCUAUGAUUAGAGAGAAAUCUCUAGUCUUGUUCAGUUUGACUGCUGCAGCUAUCAGCAUUCACUGUGCCCCUACAAGCCUUAAUGGGGCUUCACCUUGCUUGGGUGUGGAGCCUCGGCUUGUGUUCAAUUGUGCAUGGAAAAUCAUGGCCUUGAUCGCUCUCUUUCUUGUGCCUUAGCAAUGCUACUUCUAAAGGCCUGGGGAGACAACUUUGCUUAGUAUGUGUUCAGAUGUGACUACAGGUAAGCCUUUUUUUUCCUAGAAAGCUCUUGCUGUGUAGGGAGAAGUACCUGAAUUGCUGUGAGGGCACUUUCCUGCAGGAUAGACCCUGUGGGGCUAGCACAAGGCCUGCUCAGGCAGAGCCUUGCUGCUCUGCAGGAGUGGCCUCUUUCCAUAAAACUUAACUGUUAAAUACUUACUGGUGCGUGAGGUUGAUUUUGUGGGCAGUCUUAGUUUAUGUUGGCCUUUGUUUUAUUUAUGGAGACCUUGCUACUGGCUUUCCUGUAUUACUUUUCUGGAGGUGAGGAGUAGUUUCCCAGAGAGCUAACAAGGGCCUACCUUUCCUUAAUGCAUCUGAGAGUGCCACAGAGAUAAAUGUCAUUUACUCUCAGUUCCUGGAGGCUCUUAGUGGGUCUGGGGCACUCAACAGAAACAAGAUGAAUAAAAACUACUGUCUCUGGAGGUAGCAUUGUUUGAGAUAUUUUGGGUUUAAUGAACAGUGAGUCCUACAAAUGUCAAGGAACUCUCAGGUUCAGUGAAGAGACCCUGUUACUACUGACUUCCACAGGCUGUUGUUACUCCUGCUCUCAGGAUAUUUAAAACCAUGACAUAUGGGUAGAAGAGGCACAUGGAAACUGCAGCUUCUGAUGCUGUAUAUUGAAUAUUUUUUUCCUGGAACUAGAAUAAGCAAACACUGUAAACUAAUAAUGAGUUUUCAUGUGCAGUGGCGACAUUAUCAAGCUACCUUUCUGAGCACCUUGUUAGCUUCAUUUAUUUAUCAUUCUAUUUAUGCAUCUCUACUGUACAAUUCUGUUUACAACCUGUUGGAAGUAAACAGGAAAUAACAAUAUGCAAACUGUUGGAGGAAAACAUCCAUUUUAAUAAUGCAAGUCCCACAAACUUGUAUUCAAACUUGUAUGUUUGGGGAAGGCCUUAUCGCUUAUUUAUUUUAUAAAUGGCCACUACUGCAAAUGUUAAGAAUAGUAUUGAUUGUAGGGGAGUUAGGUUGAAAUUGACAUGCUAUUUCAUACUCUGAAAGCAUUUUGUAGUAGAUGACUUGCUUUUGAUUUUGAGCUCCCAUAUAGUGAGCUGUGAUGUGAUAUCUCAUGCAAUAAAUGAAUUGGGGUUUCUUUCUGUACUAAGUCUGACUGGGAUGGAGUUCACUUUCUGCAUAGCAGCCCAUAUGGUGCUGUGGAUUUGUAGCUGACACAGUGCUGAUAGCACAGCAGGGUUUGGGAAGUUGCCAAAAUCUGUUUGCCUUGCAUCAGGGCUUUCUCUUUUCCCUAUGCUGACCCUGACAGCAAGUGGGCUGGGAGUGGGUGCUUGGCUUCUCGCUGGGUUCAACAACCCUCAAUACUUUUUGAACUGUUUACAGGUUUCAUAGUACUACUUUAAACACUGAGGCUCUUGGAUCCCAGCAUAACGCUUAUCUCAGCAUCUACCUUUGAGAACAAUUACUUCAGAGAAAGUGAAGUGGAGGGUUUCAACUUUGUAAGCUGUUAUCUCACUUAACAGAUUGAGUUUUGUGAUUCAAAAUGAAAUGGAAGUGUGAGCUGGGACACAGGCACUGAAAAAGGAAAAAAAAAAUCAUUUUACUGUUGAAAACCUAAACAGUUAAUCUAAAGAUGGUUCAUGUGAUACAUAUGGGUUAGCUUGGUUUUUUUAUUACAAAAAUACUAUAAGCAUGAUCCAUCUUGUUCAAAUAAUUGUAAUCUUCAACUUUCUAUUCAGCCAUAUAACUAAUGAUGUCAUGUGGCACAAGGUGAGACAAUAAUCGAAAUGUAACGGAAUACCUCCUGCUGAAAAUACUCUUUUCACAAUGUUUAUAUUGCCAAACAGCAAAUCUAAUCUUCAACUUGUAUUACUUUUUGUGUGGGAAAGGUAACUUGGAACAGGAAUCUUACUGAAUUCUGUGUUUUUGAUGUCUUUAAGUACUUAUUCUAAAUAAACGCAUACUGCACCUUUUUA
This is a messenger RNA of Numida meleagris (helmeted guineafowl), 5682 nucleotides long. RefSeq names its product growth arrest specific 2 like 3 (gene GAS2L3). Gene Ontology annotation, cellular component: actin filament. Lineage: Eukaryota; Metazoa; Chordata; Aves; Galliformes; Numididae. The record is from RefSeq and is a predicted model, not a curated record. The transcript is spliced from 10 exons. Gene Ontology annotation, molecular function: cytoskeletal adaptor activity; microtubule binding; actin filament binding. The coding region runs from base 586 to 2751 and encodes 721 amino acids. Gene Ontology annotation, biological process: actin crosslink formation.